AUGUAUCCUCAACACAGUGCCCCUAUGGCACCACCCCAAAAGCCUGAGACGUUCAUGCUGUCGACCGAAGCGCAGCAGAGCCUGCCGCAUGAUGCGCAAGUCGCUCUGCAGCAAGUGGACAACCUGAAAUACUUCCUCCUGUCAGCUCCCGUAGACUGGCAGCCAGACCAGUUGAUCCGUCGAUUCCUCUUGCCAACUGGCGAUUAUGUGUCGUGUGUUCUCUGGAGCAACCUGUUCCACAUCUCCGGUACCGAUAUCGUGCGAUGUCUUGCAUUCCGUUUCCAAGCUUUCGGUCGUCCAGUCAAGAACUCCAAGAAGUUCGAAGAAGGCAUUUUCUCCGAUCUCCGAAACCUCAAGGCCGGCACCGAUGCGACCCUCGAAGAGCCCAAGAGCGCAUUCCUGGACUUUUUGUAUAAAAACAACUGCAUUCGAACACAGAAGAAGCAGAAGGUCUUUUAUUGGUACAGUGUUCCGCAUGAUCGUUUGUUCUUGGACGCGCUCGAGCGCGAUCUGAAGCGCGAGAAGAUGGGUCAAGAAGCGACUACCCAGGCUGUCAGCGAACCCGCUAUGUCAUUCGAGUUCGACUCUUCUCAGUCCCUUUACGAGCAAUUGACCAAGGCGCAACAAGCAAGCUCGUCUUCGUUUGCCGCCCACGCAAGUACGACAUAUGGCCAGCCCAGCUCUCCCGUAGUACGGACCGUUGACGCAAUGCCUCCUCCCCAGAUGGCUCCCCCAGCGAUCCCUCUUCUCCAGGACGACCCGGCCACUUCGAUGUACAGCAACCCGCAGAUGCCGAUGCAGAACAACUUGGUUCACAACAUUAUUAAGCGUGAACAGGACUACGGAGCUAUUCAGUAUGAUCGGAACGGAAUGCCCGUCCGGGUUCACCAGCGCCAUUCGUCCAUGCCAACCUUCUACGAGUACUCCCCCGCCCCAUCGUUCGUGUCUUCUCACUACGAAGACUACAGCAACCGUGGAUUGUCGUUUGAGCCCGUUACUCCGCCCCCGCAUGCAGUCGGACUUGGAGCGGAGCCUGCAUACAUCGCCAAUGAAGACACGGGCCUGUACACAGUGAUCCCAGACAUUGGCAGCGCCGCGCCAUACAACCCUAUGAUGCAACUGCCGGCGUCGAACCUGGCUGGAGGUCACUACUCUACUGCCCCCCGUUCUUAUUCGUCCACUCCUUACUCGGUCAUUGAGGGGUCUCCUACGUACAAGCAGCGAAGACGUCGUCCAUCUGUUACACCGGGUCCUUCCAACGGAACGCCGGGUGUGAUGAGCGGGCCGCCUUCUGUUGCUCCUUCGCAGCCCCCAGCCUACGCUGCACACAAGCCUAGCGACCUUCGUCGCUCGAUGUCCAGCUCAGUGGCCCCAGUUCUGGAGGGGGAAGAUGCAAGCCAGGACUUUUCGCGCGCAUACCCCAGCGCCUCGCUCCCCCAGAAAGACUUGAUGCAGGAGAUUUCGCGUCACGGAACACCUUUGCAAAACCUCCAUGGCAGCGUGGAGGGGCAGCAGAUGCCUAUGGCCCAGCCUACGGAUGAUCUUUCAGCGCUCCCCACGAGCGCUGCCAUGGAAGGCGCUGUUCAGAACAGUACUAGCCGCCCUGAUCGCUCCGGCCCAGGCCCAGCUCGUAGGGCUCGCAGCGCCACCAUGAUGGAGCUUGGACCAUAUCCUCAUAAGUCCCACUCUUGCCCUAUUCCUUCAUGUGGCCGACUCUUUAAGAGGUUAGAGCAUCUCAAGAGGCACGUGAGAACGCACACUCAAGAGCGUCCAUACCCUUGUCCAUACUGCAGCAAAGCGUUUUCCCGCUCCGAUAACCUGGCACAACACCGCCGCAUCCACGAGGCUCAACAAGACGGCCAGGCUCCUGUUGUUGACGAGGAAGACUUGGAGAAUGACGGAGAGGAAUUUGAUUCCCCUAAUGAAGACUCCCCUCCACCAACAUCGGAGCCCCAUUCAAUGGUUAACAUGCCCACCAUGACUUCCAUGACCUCGAUGACCUCUAUGGCCGCCCCGAUGACCAUUCCGUCAACAGUACCCAAUAUGAUGGCACCUCAUAUGAUUGCCCCACAGCUUCUUCAGCAACAUAUCUAA
This is a messenger RNA of Penicillium chermesinum, 2094 nucleotides long. RefSeq names its product sexual development transcription factor SteA (gene steA). Lineage: Eukaryota; Fungi; Ascomycota; Eurotiomycetes; Eurotiales; Aspergillaceae. Gene Ontology annotation, molecular function: DNA-binding transcription factor activity. Gene Ontology annotation, biological process: sexual reproduction; regulation of DNA-templated transcription. The record is from RefSeq and is a predicted model, not a curated record. Gene Ontology annotation, cellular component: nucleus; Tec1p-Ste12p-Dig1p complex; Ste12p-Dig1p-Dig2p complex. The transcript is spliced from 5 exons. The coding region runs from base 1 to 2094 and encodes 697 amino acids.